AUGGAUGGAGGCAGCGGCUUGAACAUCCUCUACGUCGACACCCUUGACGCCAUGGGGAUAGAUCGAGAAUGCCUUCGACCCUCAGGGGCUCCCUUCCACAGCAUCGUGCCAGGGAAGCAGGCGAUACCGCUCGGGCAGAUCAACUUGCCUGUGACAUUCGGGGAUUCUUCCAACUUUCGAACGGAGACCCUCACCUUUGAGGUGGUUGGGUUCAAGGGAGCCUACCACGCCAUCUUGGGAAGGCUAUGUUACGCGAAGUUCAUGGCCAUCCCGAAUUACACAUACCACAAGCUGAUGAUGCCGGGUCCCCGCGGGGUUAUCACCGUGGGGUCGACGACCGACGUCCCCAACGAGGCGCCCAACUCCAACUGCAAGAUGGGGUCGUUCGAGCCGACCAAGGACAUCAAGGAGGUACCCCUCGACCCCUGGGGUGGGUAG
This is a messenger RNA of Panicum virgatum (switchgrass), 438 nucleotides long. RefSeq lists its product as uncharacterized. The transcript has 2 exons. The record is from RefSeq and is a predicted model, not a curated record. NCBI's taxonomy places the organism in Eukaryota, Viridiplantae, Streptophyta, Magnoliopsida, Poales, Poaceae. The coding region runs from base 1 to 438 and encodes 145 amino acids.